CUUUUAGCACCGCCUUUGAAGCUAACGUUUUGUGGUCAGACAGAUCUAUAGAGUGUUCAAAUGAGUCUUCGAUUCAGAGGAUAUGCUCACCAACGCGUUUAUGUUAGGCCUACACGCAGUGUUCUAAUAAAAACGUCAUUUGACUGCUGCAAACAUCAGCUUCGAAGUGCUUAUGCAUUGACCUGUUCGACAACCUGCGAGAGUCGAAUCACCGUCUUCAGGAGUAAAUUAGAAUAGUGAGAUACCGCAUAGCAACGUUUGCUUUCAACCUCGAAGUAAUCGGAAAAAUCUUGCGAGGAAGAAUAUCAAGCGUGACGGCUAUUCAUCCUCUUUCUCUAACACAGGAUAUUAUAAAUAAUUCGAUUGUAGACGAAGGUGUAUCACAGAUCAUCACUGCUAAUUUUCUUAAUCACCAGGCUUCUUGUGGCGGUUAUACAAUGAUACUAUUCCGCGCGUCAUUUGUUGUCAUGGUGAGUGUUUUUCUGAGGUGCAGUAAAAACGUGUUUGCUGCACCUGUCUUGAAAGAUGAUGCAGGCAAUGAACUGUUAAAACAAGAUUCAAAUGUACAAGAUGAAGUGAAUUUCAUGGGUGGUGAGGCAACAUCGCGUGGACCAGUAGAAUCUAAAACGAAAGAAGCAGCAACAGAAAGCUCGGGUGAAAACCCAUUCGCAAACUUUAACCCGAAUAAUACUAUCGCCUAUUCCUCAUCAAAUAUUCUACCUAAUGAUGCACCCUAUGACAUGAUAUUCAUUCCUUCUUCAGAGGUUGUACCAUCUGACACAGACGAUCUAGUAUUAGAUAUGUCUUCUAGCUCGUUAGAAAACAACCGCGGGUUCAUCGAUACCAUUGAUGGUAGGCCUAAUGUAGGAGAAGAUGAACUACUACAAGUUAGCAUGGCUAGCGAUGAUCCAAGCGAAAUGGAAAUUGGAGUGGGGUUGGACGGUGAAAUUGAUUAUGGAGAUUUGCUUAGCUUGGUGGGUGAAUAUAGCGACUGGCCUGAACUAUCGUGGAUGUCAGAAUUUAGCGAGGUGGUAUCGGACGGCAAAAAUUUUGACAAUACGCUUCCCGAAGCCGAUACAAAAGAUACGAUUAAGGAACCGUCAAAAUACACGUUUGUUAAUAAUUUUCAAAAGGAAGAGGGCGACAAAGACAACGGGGUGCAUGCCGACGAGGUUGAUGGUUAUGAGGAGGUCAUUGAUGGAGUGAAAACUCGUAGAAAACGUUCAAAUGCAAACCCUCAAGAGACCAGCGUAGAUUUAUCCGAAGAUGAAAAAAACGAAGAUGUUCUACGGAAAGAUGGAUCAUCGUCUUUCUCGUCAUAUUCUGACAUUAGCGUUAGUGCUUCCGAAACUUAUGAUCAGUUUAGUAGCGUAUCUGAAGAGGUUUCAGAAGUAGGUGGGAUCUUUCAAGACGUUGAUCCCAAACGUGCAGAAAUCGAUCAAGUUUUGGCAAGGUAUCCACGACCCGGUGACACUCAGUUGGACACUUGGGAUGCCGACUGGAAUAAGAUAGGAGAGAGAAGAGAAAAGAGGGGAAUAGAUUUAUUUAAAUAUUAUGCAGUGAACUUUCCGACACUCGAAGGAAUGAGAAAAAGAGGGGCAGACGAUUUCCGGGUACCAUUUGAUAUUGACACGGUUGCAAAUGAUAUAGUUCCUUCUGUAAGCAAGAGGAAACGUAGUCUCCAAGAUAAGCGACAUAGCAAUGAUGCCUGGGACACCGUAGACGAAGCCGAUGCGUUAGGCAGCAGCUCCAGUUAUAUCCUGGGUCAAUUUGACAUAGAUGAAGUACAGAGUGAGAGCGAGAAUUCUGACAUUUACUUGCCAGAGAUUACUGACGAUUCCAAUGAACUUGGGGAGUUUCUAUCGCACGUUGUGUCUGUGUCUCCAGAAUUUGAAAGUCGCCGGGGGCACAUAUUCGACAUCCCCGACUAUAACGAGGGGAAAUACUUAGCGCAUAGAAGUGCUAAUUUGAAGAUGCCGUCAAAACGUAAACAGGAUAUCGGUAACGUACCAGAUCCAGCAGAGCUUUUGAAACUGUAUGAAAUUGUAAAGCAUCUGAAUCCACAAGAUUUGAUCGAUGCCAGAAAACCACGAAUGUAUCUGCCAGGCCCACAUGCCGGAUACCAAGCAUACGGUGACGAAAUCCACAGGAGCAUUUUCGGCUCAAAGCGUCGUGCAUCGAGUCAGGAAUUUUUUAACCCGUUACCGAGAAGUCUAAAACAAGUGUAUACGCCCAAUAAGCCAAGCAACGCCCACCAAAACGACGUCUUUCAAAACACGAUAGACGAAUAUUUAGAGUCAGAGGGUUCGGAUAUAGACACGUCAAGUAGUAUUGUAGCUGAAACGAAUGAAAAUCCCGACUUUGCUACGACUCUGGCUGAGCUGAUGAAGGAAAUCGAGGAACUGACACUAAUAGAGAAACUGCUUCAACUAGUGAGACAUACGAACGACGAAGAUGGGCAAUACAGACGAUAAGAUACAACUUUAAGGCGCUUUGCAUUCGAUAACUUACGGAUUAUCAAACAGCAGAUCGCAUACAAGUUUAAAUCGUACGACCUCGGUUGACGAUUAUAAGUUUGACCUUGUUUUUUGUGUCUCAUAUCGUUAAACAAUUUUAGACGAAUAAUAUUAAUUAUCUAUAAUCGCUUAUAUUCACGACUUGGAGAGAUUUGUUUCAUAUUUCCUCAAAGUAUUAGAAAUAUUUUUGUACUGUUUUAAUGAAACAACAUGAUUCUUCCUGACUUUGGUGUAUUAUGCAAAAUUCCGAUGGUUCUUAUUUCAUUAUAUUUUUCUGGAAAUUGAGUCACACAAACUCGAUUUGGAUAUUCCCAAAGAAUAAAAUACAAUUAAUGAAUAAAUAUUAAAGUAGAUAAAUCUCAUCUAAUUAGGCCUACAUGCAUGUUUACAUAUCCUCCUCAAUCAAAAUGAUAUUGCUAUCCUAUAUUUUUAUUCUAGUAACUAGAAUCAAAUUUUUGCGCGCAAUUGUUUGCACGCAGGCCUUACUCAAAAACAUAUUUUAGGAUUUUCGUGUAAAUAAAUGGUAUUCGUUCGUUGAGUGUAUUGCUUUACCCUUUCAAGUCUUAUAUUCUGUCAGAUAUUUAAUGUAAAAAGAAAUUUUAAAGAAAAGGGACUCAAAAAAUUGACAAGUCUAAUUUUAUUGUCAAUUUUUUGAGCCACAUUUAUUCUACUUGUACUAAAACUCACAUUCUACGAUAGUUUUUCUAUUUGUAACGUUUAAAAGUAUAUACUAUUCUUCAUGAUGUAUAUAAGCUCUCUUGUUGAAAUAAAGCACGUCACAGUUUGCUGAUUUGGCUCCGCCUACUUUGAUGUGCGCAUGCGUAAUUAUGCACAAAACUGUUACCCCAAACUUCGCAGAAAAGUUAGCUAUUAAAUUCAUUCAGCUUCUACGUCAUACGAGAAACUUCGAUGCAUACUAAUCUGCAUACCAAAACAAGAAUUUUUACCCCGCCAUAUCAUUAUCGGUAGGCCCAUAAAUUAUGACUAAAUUAUCAAAAUUCUGUGAAUAAAUAUGUAAUUGAAAUUGGUUGUGAAGGUGAUAAUUUUUUAAUGAAAUGUAAUAUCAAUCAAUUCACGAUUUAGAUAAAGUUGGGGAGGCUACAAACUAGGAGUUACGUGUUUUUUUUUUAUUGUAUUUGUAUUUGUGCAAACGGAAAUAAUACAGGCACGAUGAUUUUAAAUUCCUCGUCAACUGAACAAUAUACACAAUUAAACUGGUAAUGCUCGCAGUAUUGGAAACAUGAGUCAACUGAAAUAAGUGAACAUACGUCAAAAAUACUAUUCCUGUCAUAGGAAAAUAGAAAUUCUCUAUGAAAUUGUUCACAAGAAAGGAAAACACAACAAGGAUCACAAUCUAACAUGUUAAGUUCAUUCGUGUUUCGCCGCCGUUAUAGUGGCUAUUUUAGCUUAUUUUAAUCUGAAAUCGAAUCUAAUUGUUUUGCCAUAUUGUAUAAUAAAUGUUGAUAUAUGUUGUA
Molecule: messenger RNA, 3991 nt
Organism: Anneissia japonica
Lineage: Eukaryota; Metazoa; Echinodermata; Crinoidea; Comatulida; Comatulidae
Exons: 5
Coding region: 438-2474 (678 amino acids)
Source: RefSeq, a predicted model, not a curated record